AUGAGAAAACGAUUCGACAAACGCGCUCCCGUCGUCAAAUUCAACUGUUUCUUUAACAACAUCAUCACCAAAUCAAUGCGCCGCCGUGCCGGCUGGACCGAUGCCAAGGACCAAGAGGAGAAAAACAUCGACAUAUUCUGGGUGGACACGCUCUGGAUGCAUGAAAAAUUCGACACAAUCUACUUCGAAGAACAUAUGAGAGUGAAUCAUUUUCCACGAUUCUACGAACUAACGCGAAAAAACCUACUGGCUAAAAAUCUAAAACGAUUCAUCAAACUGAAAAAGUCUUCCAAAUCUCAAGACGUCGAGCUCCGCGACCAAAUCGACGAUAUCAUGAGCUUCUUCCCGACCACAUAUGAUCUCCCAGAUCAGUGGCACAUGUUCGUCGAGGAAUUCAAAAAGGAGCGAAGCCAAAAAGAAAACCGCGCAGACAAGCCAAUCUGGAUCAUGAAGCCCAUUUCUAAAUCGCAAGGAAGAGGGAUCUUCCUUUUCCGAGAUCUGAAAGACAUUCAGGAAUGGAAGCGCGACGGAAAGGAGAAAAAAGAGAACGCCGAGGAGGCCGAAACUUACAUUGUUCAGCGAUACAUCGAACGUCCCUUGCUCAUCGGAGGAAAGAAGUUUGACAUGCGCAUUUACGUCUUGGUCACUUCAUACGUUCCUCUGCGCGCUUGGGUGUACCGGGAGGGGUUCGUGCGAUUCAGUGGCACACGAUACUCGCUCGAUCAGAUCGAAGACACCUUCGUGCACUUGACCAACGUCGCGAUUCAGAAAACAGCGCCCGAUUACAAUCCCGAUCGUGGCGCAAAAUGGCCAUUGAUGAAUCUUCGUCGAUAUUUGGAGACAAGUCGAGGCAUUCAAGUUUCAAACACGGCUUUCCGAAAAAUCAACGAGAUGUUCUGGUAUUCGCUCCUCGCAGUUCAGGACAAGGUCAUCAACGACAAGCAUUGCUUCGAGCUCUACGGUUAUGACGUUCUCUUCGAUGAGGCACUCAAUGUGUGGCUGAUCGAAGUCAACGCUUCGCCAUCGUUCGCACAUUCCUCGGAAGAUGACAAGAUGCUCAAGCUGCGCGUACUCGACGACACAUUCAAUGUCGUCGACAUGGAGAAGAAGCUCAGCGGUACUGAGACAAGAAUCGGCGGCUUCGACCUUCUCACGGAAUCGCUGGAUUGCUACCUCGGCUGUGACAAUUCCGAUCGCGAGAUCCAACUCCGCCGUGUCUACCGCGAAGCAGACUCGCGAAAAGAGCGAGAAGCCAACGAGCAAGAAUGA
This is a messenger RNA of Oikopleura dioica, 1269 nucleotides long. Lineage: Eukaryota; Metazoa; Chordata; Appendicularia; Copelata; Oikopleuridae. The record is from the annotation of a GenBank genome assembly.